This is a messenger RNA of Peronospora farinosa, 1266 nucleotides long. The record is from the annotation of a GenBank genome assembly. NCBI's taxonomy places the organism in Eukaryota, Oomycota, Peronosporomycetes, Peronosporales, Peronosporaceae.
AUGCUGUCGUUCGGAAGCGGAGACUCAGCGCAAGUGGCAAUUGUGACAGGUGCCGGUCGUGGAUUAGGUCAAGCGUGGGUGCAGGCGUUAGCGGCACGCGGGGUUCGUGUUGUAGUAAAUGACAACGACAUUGACCAUUCACUUGUGGACGACGUUGUCCAGAACAUCCGUAAACGAGGUGGUGUGGCUGUGGGUGAUUACAAUAGCACGACAAAUGGUGUGGAAAUCGUCAAGACUGCAAUCGACCACUUCAAAAGAGUCGAUAUCUUGAUCAAUAAUGCUACAGUUAUUCGUGAUGGAUCCUUCCGCAAGAUGACACCAAAAGACUGGGACGACGUGUAUCGUUCAAGUUUGCUGGGCACGUUCAGUGUCACGCAAGCGGUGUGGCCUAUCAUGCGAGACCAAAAGUACGGCAGGAUUCUUAAUUGCGUGUCUGGUGCCGGGUUUUAUGGCAACUUUGGGCAGGUCAACUAUGCGGCGAUGAAGAUGGGGCUCGUUGGAUUCACUGUGGCGCUCAACCGAGAGGGUCUCAAGUACAAUAUUGCUGUAAAUGCAGUGUCUCCUGUGGCUGGCACCCGACUGACGCAGCCAGUUUGGCCCGACGACGUCUAUGCCAAGCUGACGCCGGAAUUGACGUCGCCAAUCAUUGUGUAUCUAUGUCACUCAUCAUGCAAGGACAACGGUCAGCUGCUUGAGCUGGGAGGUGGAUGGGUCGGAGCUCUGCGUCUACAGCGCACCCAUGGUGUCGGCUUUCCCACCGAUCCCACUCAGUUUACGCCUGAGCUCGUGGCAGAGCAAUGGCGAGAUGUAAUGGAUUUUAGUCGCGUGACCCAUCCCACGUCCACGCAAGACUCGUUUGAACCAAUGAUGCGCAACGUGACGGCACCACCGACGUCUCUGACUACUUCUCGCUCUAGUGAGUGUGCCGAAGUGUUUGACCGACUGCGGACGACACUGCAGGAGAAAGGUCCUGCGCUUAGCAAGCAGAUUUCAGGUGUGCUCGAAUGGCACAUUAACAAGGAGGUAUGGACGAUAUCAUUGCUUCAUGGCAAGGGCACGUUGUUAGAAGGGAGACACCCGCGUCUGGCACCGGACCUGCAGAUCCACAUGGACGAGCAGGACUUUUUGGAUUUGGCAGCGGGCCGACUGCGGAUGCAGCAAGCAUUGAUUCGAAAGAAAUUGCGCUUACAGGGCAACUUGAAGAUGGCCAUGAAGCUGCAGCCAUUUGCGGAUCUCCUGUUGCAACAACAUCAGGCGCGGCUGUGA